Molecule: messenger RNA, 1284 nt
Organism: Aphanomyces astaci
Lineage: Eukaryota; Oomycota; Saprolegniomycetes; Saprolegniales; Verrucalvaceae
Exons: 3
Coding region: 285-926 (213 amino acids)
Cellular component (GO): nucleus; cytoplasm
Molecular function (GO): protein serine/threonine phosphatase activity
Source: RefSeq, a predicted model, not a curated record
AUAGAUCGCACGGUGGGAAGUGUCGUUUCGCGUAGGAACCCCCACCAAACCUCGUCUCCUCCUCAUCAUGGACGAAGACAUCAAGUGGGUGGACAACGUCAUCGCCAAGCUGCUGCGUGUGCAGGACAAGCCCGUGCAGACCGAAGUGACCGACCUGGACAUUGACGAGAUCAACGCGUUGUGUCGGUGCUGUCGCUCCGUGCGUACCGACCUUCCUCAUGUCGUCAUCCAUACAUUCAUCAUCCUUGUGAUGCCGAACCCCGUAGAUCUUUCUCUGCCAGCCCAUGCUGCUCGAACUGAACGCACCCAUCAACAUUUGCGGCGACACCCACGGCCAGUACGCGGACCUGCUGCGGCUGUUUGAGAUCGGCGGGUUUCCAGAUGACAAAAACUACUUGUUCCUGGGAGACUACGUGGACCGCGCCAUGCAAAGCAUCGAGACGAUCUGCCUGCUCUUUGCGUACAAGGUUAAGUACCCGACGCGGAUGUCGCUCCUGCGCGGCAACCACGAGUGCGCGUCCAUCAAUCGGAUAUACGGGUUUUACGACGAGUGCAAGCGCCGGUUCAACGUCAAGCUAUGGCGGACGUUUGCCGAUUGUUUCAACUGCAUGCCCGUGGCCGCGGUCGUGGCGGACAAGAUCUUUUGCAUGCACGGCGGGUUGUCGCCCGAUUUGUACAAGAUGGACCAGAUCAAAAACAUCCGCCGGCCGACCGACAUUCCGGACGAGGGGCUGCUGUGCGACCUCCUGUGGGCGGAUCCGGACGCCGAGAGCCACGGGUGGACCGAGAGCGACCGCGGCGUGUCCUACAUCUUUGGCGCGGACGUCGUCGAGCAGUUUCUCGAGACGCACGACCUCGACCUCGUCUGCCGCGCGCACCAAGUUCGUCUCUCCAUUAGGUUCGAUUGUGACCAGUGCGGAAUGUAGGUCGUGUCGGACGGGUACGAGUUCUUUGCUGGCCGCAAACUCGUGACGAUCUUCUCGGCGCCCAACUAUUGCAACGAAUUCGACAACGCCGGCGGGAUGCUGGUCGUGGACGACAAGCUCUUGUGCUCGUUCAAGGUGCUGUGCUCGCAGGAAGGCUAACCAGCCACAUUCCGAAGCUCCCGUCGUCGUCUGUGCGUCCAACAGAAUAGUAUCGCCAUUCGUAUAACACACCAUAACGUCACCCCCGCUCAUGCCAACAGAUCACCAACCAUCCUGCAUCGUGCAGUAUACAUGUGGUCGUGGCCUGCUCACUGAGCAGUGUUCGGUCGUAACAUCAUCUCCCAUCAAAUCGCCCCCU